Messenger RNA from Diaporthe batatas, 1914 nucleotides. RefSeq lists its product as uncharacterized. Lineage: Eukaryota; Fungi; Ascomycota; Sordariomycetes; Diaporthales; Diaporthaceae. The transcript is spliced from 4 exons. Gene Ontology annotation, cellular component: membrane; mating projection tip. Gene Ontology annotation, biological process: conjugation with cellular fusion. The record is from RefSeq and is a predicted model, not a curated record. The coding region runs from base 472 to 1275 and encodes 267 amino acids.
CUUUGGUUUUCCCUCACAUCUGACAUUCUCCUUCGCUUUACUUUCCCUCUCCUCUCCAUGACAACCACAUACCAAUACACUUUUCCACUUGCAUUCCACCCGCAGCUGUAGUCUCACUGCCGUCUCCAUCUUAUCUUCCGUCUUCUCUCUGCUCACCUUACCCACAUCAAAGUAGCGCGUCUGUGUGUGUGUCUGUCUGUGGCAUAUCUGGAACUCCAAGCAUUCCAGUCUGCCCACCAACCACCACCACCACCCCGAGCCGUCCUCGUACAUUCCAGCGCAGGCCUUCGCCAGGCCCCAGAGCGGAUCCUCGACACGCAGCGAGAAGCACACCACCACAGUCCCCCACGGCCCUGAUCGCACCGUCUGCCAACUGGCCCGCCAGGGCGCCCUCGACGUCCCUCCGGCUCUGCACGGAGAGGUCGGCAUAGGGGUCACCAGCGGAGGAGGUCACAGGUCGGCGACGGCAACAUGGCGAACGAGAGGUUCAGAGUAGGGUGGUACCGAUUCGUACCAUUCCUCGGCUACCACCAUGUGUUGAUGAUAUUAAUAGCGAUAGCAAUUAUCCUGCUAUCCCUCCUCCUCGCAGGCUGCUCGUCAUCGAGCCCGCUCAUCCCAGACAUCUUCCUGAUAUCGCUCUACUACGACGACUACACCCCACACCCGGACACCUCGCAGGUCAACUACGCCGCCUUCAGCAACAUCCACUCGCUCGCCGGCGACGCCCACCUGCAGGCCCGCGUCGGCUACUUUGGCAUCUGCAUCAACCCGGACGGCGGCUCCUGGCUGUGCUCCAACAACGCCACCUCCCUCGCCCAGGAGGUGAGCGUCGACCAGGACCCCCUCAACCUCAUCUGGCUGGCGAGCCAGUUCAAGGACUCGAUCGUCUUCCCUUACCUCAUAAUCAUCGCCAUCAUCUUCGCCUUCAUCUGCUUCCUGCUCCUCGCCACCUUCCCUGGCUGGCACGAGGAGGAGGACAGCGAGGGCUCCGACCGCGAGGUCAAGCCCUUCCCGUCCCGGCCCGUGUCCCAGGUGGCCCUCGCCAUCAUCUUCAUCGCCUCCAUCUUCGUGCUGGUCUCGGUGCUGUGGCAGCACACCGCCUCCGUCGCCGCGUCCACCAUCGCAGAGGACUUUGCAAACGGCAGCGUCAAGUCGGGCGUCGGCACGAGCGCCAUGGUCCUGGGCUGGUUCUCCUUCACGCUGCUCAUCAUCGUCACUAUCGGCCUGCUGGUCAUGAUCCUCAGCAUACGGGUGCUGAGCCAGCUGGCUGACUAAGUCGAAGCGGUCGAUAUCUGGAUGGUGUGUGUUGUCGGGUAGAAUUUUUCUUUUUUUCCUCCAGCCGUUAUAUUUUUGGUGAAAGAAAUCACAGGGCAAUGGAGGAGGCAGGCUAGGAUUAGGAUAAUGGCAUCACCAAUGGAGAUGAUGCUUUUGGAAGGAAGAUGUGUUACUACUACUACCAUGAUGGAAAUGAUUUCGAUAGAAACGGGUACGGAAUAUGGAUAUCCCCCACGCCCCCAUCCCCUUCUUAGGAAGAAGGGGAGGGGGGCAAAGAGAGAGAAACCAAAAAAAUGUCAAAAGGAUCGAUCGGUCGUCCCACAUUCGUCCCCAAUCAGCGCCAUUAUACCCGUCUCUAUUUCUGCGACGACGCAACGGCGAUCACGAAUCUCAUCUCCAACAUUCGACGCUCAUGCGGUAUAUAUAAUAUGAUACGAACGGGGGACACAACGACCAACGAUGGACAGCAUGGCCAGGCCGAGCUGGGAACUCGCCGGCCAGGGCAGGCCGGGGCAGGACUGCAUUGGAACGGACGAUGGUCGGGCGGUCAGGCGGUAUCGGCGGGAAGGGAUGCGAAUGUGGAUAUGGAUAUAUAUACAUACAUGUACAUGCAAUGCAACAGGAACAAAUCUGGCUCUA